AACUAUACUACUAGUCUUCAAGCUGUAAAACAUCCAAAACGUAUAGUAGAUCAAUUCAGUGAUAAAUUUUGCAGGAUAGAGACUAAAGUACCGUAUUUAUGAUAAUUCAACUCAAUACGGACCUCCUGAAUUCUAGCCAAUCAGAGGGAAGGUGACAUCGCAGUAGAAGCCUGGGGAGUCUAGGAGCGAGAGUUGAAUUUUCCUUUCCGCCAUUACUGCGACGAUCGAGUCCACAGAACCCCUUCAAAAUGUUGUACUUAGAAGACUAUCUCGAGAUGAUCGAGACCCUUCCGCAGGACCUCAGGGACCGGUUCACGGAAAUGCGCGAAAUGGACCUGCAAGUGCAAAAUGCCAUGGAUACGCUAGAAGAGCGGGUAAAGACGCUUUUCGCCAACGCGAAGAAGAUGAAGCCAGAAGCGCGGGAUGAACAGUUUGAGAAGAUCCGGCAGGAUUAUUACAAAGCACUUGAGGAUGCAGAUGAAAAAGUCCAGCUUGCCAACCAAAUCUAUGAUUUGGUUGACCGGCACUUGCGUAAACUUGACCAAGAACUCCAGAAAUUCAAAAUGGAGUUGGAAGCAGACAAUGCUGGUAUCACAGAAAUUUUGGAGAGAAGAUCCUUAGAGUUGGAUAACCCUACCCCAUCGGGAAGUCAGCAUGGUGGAAAACCCAAGACUGAAAAGAGAAAGUAUGUGACACAGACAGAACACCAGCCCGAGAAGAGACCAGCAUCAGACAAGCUGCUGAGAACGUUGACCAAUGGGACGCCAGACUCUCCUGUCAGUUACCGUAGUAACACGUCGACCCCGCCCACUCCUAGUCUCUACCCAAGUCUGCAGCAGCCUUCUCCUGCACUCACUCUGCCCAACCUGGGUCAGAUUGGUGCAGGAAGUGGUGCUAUUGCUGCUGCCGCUGCUCAAGCUGUCAACCAAACACUGCAGAUGCAACAAGGACGGCGCACCUCCAGCCUUAAGACCACGUACGAAGUGAUGAAGAAUGCCAACCUGACCAACUUAGGACUCGACUUCAACCUGGGGACCAACUACGGCGUCACGGCACAGGCCAACUCUCCCAGCAUCUCUACUGCAGACACUAGCAGGUCUCAGAGAACACAGAAAAAAACACCGAAAGCUGCAGCAGCUGCUGCUGCGGCUGCAGCCGCGGCCUCCACACCUGCGCCGCCCCCUCCACCUGUGGAGACCUUCCAGCCGCAGGCCACCAUCAUAGAGGAGCCCACCACAUCGUCCAUGGACUGGACCUUCGAUCCAAACGAACCAAGAUACUGUAUAUGUAAUCAGGUGUCCUACGGAGAUAUGGUGGGAUGUGACAAUGAAGACUGUCCAAUCGAGUGGUUCCACUACGGGUGUGUCGGCAUCUCUGAGCCCCCCAAGGGGAAAUGGUACUGCCCACAAUGCACUGCUGCUAUGAAGAGGAGGGGCGUGAAACAGAAGUGAAGAAAAUAUCAGCAAAAUAUGCAAUGCAUUAUAAGGACCUGUAGGAUAUAUAUUAUAUAUAUGAAAAGUGUGAACUCAGCCCCUUGCCCUGGUUUGACCUGUUAUGUUUGCAAUGGUGUUAUGUGAAGUGCCGUGGUCAGGUGGUGUACAGAGCAGAGGCCCAAGAAGAGAAGGAGCGGAGUUGACGGUGGGAGCUGCAUAGGUGUUGUUGUUAUCUUGAAAGUUUAUCAUCUGUGUCAGUAGAAAUCAUUACAAAGCAAGUUUAAGCUGUAAUUUCCAACACAAGAAAUUGGACUCACCCAAAUUUUUGACUGCACAACUCCAGUCUUUGUCAAGGAAUGAGCAAUC
Branchiostoma belcheri (Belcher's lancelet) is the source of this 1799-nucleotide messenger RNA. Its product is annotated as inhibitor of growth protein 3-like. Gene Ontology annotation, biological process: regulation of DNA-templated transcription. Gene Ontology annotation, cellular component: NuA4 histone acetyltransferase complex. The record is from RefSeq and is a predicted model, not a curated record. The transcript has 12 exons. The coding region runs from base 249 to 1451 and encodes 400 amino acids. NCBI's taxonomy places the organism in Eukaryota, Metazoa, Chordata, Leptocardii, Amphioxiformes, Branchiostomatidae.